AUUGUUUCCACUGAUCAGUCCGUGCCGCCAAGCGUCACCAAACGAUCGCCGCUGCGCGCUGCUAGGUGCAACGUUUCCUCCGCAUUCAAGGGCUUCGCGAUUUUUUGUGCAAAAAUUACACUAAUUCAAACACCGGGUUUAAUGUGUAGUUUUUAAUUUUAAUUAAAUGUAAAUAUGGUCUAUAAUAUGAUUUAUAUGGUCUUUUGAUGGUUUAUGCUUGACUUUUUCCGCCUUAGUUGCAGUGAUUUUUUUUCUUUUUUUAAAUAGAAACAAUACUUUAAUAUUUAGAGCUCGUAAAUUCAUAUAUUUAGGAAGUUUUUAAACUCCAAAUCAUAUUAAAACUGUUCCGGUGUGUUAUUAAACAUGUUACAGCUUCUUUGAGACAUGCGCAAGUUGAGGCUGAAUUUUCGGGGGCCGAGAAAAUUUCGGCCGCGGUGUCCUCGUCGGUGUGAAAAUCCCUGCUGAUAAAGCUGUGAUCGGAACAAUGGUGUCCCUUUUCCUGAAAAUUUUAAUCUCUCCCACAGUGCGGUCCUUUUAUUCGUGAUACAUUUCCGUCCUUCCAGAUUUUAUCCCGAUCCGACCGAACCCCGAAGCUUAUCGUUAAUCUCUAGUUAGCAUCACUUUCGAGUGGAAGGUCCUCGGUUUUUCGGAGCGUGCUGUAUUCGUUUUUCGUUAUUUUUGUUCUGUUUUUGUUGUAUAUGUUUAUGGCAAUUAGAAAUGUACUUCCUUUUAAAAUUUUCGCGGCACACCCGAGGAGGACCCUGGGUCACGCGUCCCGAAAUUUGAUUAUAGUUUCUCUGUCGCUGACUAAACUAGCGCGAUGACCGUCACUUACACGGCCGAAGUAGCCACCUGCCGUGGUUUUGGCUGCUUUUUGAAGCUUCUCGUCAGGUGGAAAGGCAGCAUUUAUAAACUGGUCUGGCCUGACUUAGUAGCGUUUUUAACGGCUUACUACGUUUUAAACCUAACGUAUCGCUUUGCUCUUGAUGAAGAACAAAAAAGGCUGUUUGAAAGCAUCUCUGAAUACUGUGAAACUUACAGUAAUUUGAUUCCGCUAUCAUUUGUGCUUGGUUUCUAUAUUUCUAUUAUUAUGCAAAGAUGGUGGGACCAAUAUCACAGCAUACCAUGGCCUGACCCAAUAGCAGUUUUCGUCAGCUCACACAUUCAUGGCCAGGAUGAAAGAGGAAGAUUAAUGCGACGUACCAUCAUGCGAUAUGUGUGUUUAUGCCUUACAAUGGUUUUUUCUAUGAUAAGUCCAAGGGUGAAGAAACGUUUCCCAACCUUGGAACAUUUUGUUGAUGCAGGAUUACUUCUUGAUAAUGAGAAAAUCAUAGUCAAUGAUUUAAAUGAGAAAUUUCCAAGACAUUCCAAACAGUGGUUGCCAAUUGUUUGGGCCGCCAGCAUUGUGACCCGCGCUAGGAAAGAAGGUAGAAUACGAGAUGAUUUCUCAGCCAAAGCAAUAAUAGAUGAAUUAAAUAAGUUCAGAGGCCAGUGUGGUCUCCUUCUUAAUUAUGACACAAUUAGUGUGCCUUUAGUUUAUACGCAGGUCGUUACGUUGGCUGUGUAUUCGUUUUUCAUUACAAGUGUGAUGGGUCGGCAGUGGUUAGAAAUCACCGACAAAGAUAAUCCAAUGAAAAAUCACAACAAUAUAAUUGAUCUUUACUUUCCAUUGUUCAUCACGCUUCAGUUUUUCUUCUACAUGGGAUGGUUGAAAGUGGCUGAAAGUUUAAUUAAUCCUUUUGGUGAAGAUGACGAUGACUUCGAAGUAAAUUGGAUCGUCGAUAGAAAUGUCACUGUGUCUUAUUUGAUUGUGGACGAAAUGCACCACGAGCAUCCAGAACUGAUCCGUGAUCAAUAUUGGGAUGAAGUUUUCCCUACUGAGCUUCCUUAUACCAUUGCCACUGAACCAUUCCGGGAAAAAGCCCCUCAGCCUUCCACCACAAAUAUCGCGGUCACAGAUGCUGAAGCAGAAUAUGCUGCACCAUCAUCUUUGAAAAUUGAUGAAAUGAGCCUUAACGAGCAGGGAGAUGAAGGAAUAACAUUUUCAGCUGGCCGGCGCAGUGCAAGUAGAGCGAGUCGCGCUGACCGAACAAUGUCUGCUGGUUCUUCCAACAGUUUGGCAAGUUCACUUCAUCGGGUGGGCUCAAUCGCUUCAGUCAUUCGCCGUAAGUUUUCACGGGAUCCGAUCACUGUGUCCGUGGAUGGUGCUUGUUCUUCUUUUUUGAAACCUGGUAAGUUCGCAAUAGAUGGCAGUGCCAAUGAUGGGAAAGUCGGCAUCAGUAACAGCACUGAUAGCUUGACAGUGAAGUAUGUCCCAGGAGGGAGUAUGCGCAUUUCUGAUCAAGUCAUCGAAGAAGUUGAUGAGCAGCUAACAAUCACUUCGUCCGGACGCCAAGAGCCUAGACCGAGCGUCCUGUCCAUUUUUCCACCUACCCCUGCCUCUGCUCCCGUUCCUGUGCCACCCGGCCGCCAACAGCACACGCCUCUAAUCUCACGGUCAGUGCCAACCUCAGCUAUCGCUCCAGCUAACCCGUGUCACUCGCCCGCCACAUCAAAUGUCACCUAUACUGAAAUACUAUCCGCCAGAAGCGGGCUCGUGGGUAGCGAUGCCUUUUCAGGUCUUGGCAGUGGUAGUAUCAUCCAUGGUGAUGCAGUCGAUAAGAUAAGUAUAGGCUCCACGACGAGCAUCUCAUCGGACGAUGACUUCGAGCGGCUGAAAGCGAAACGGCAAAGAGAAAAAAUUCAAAGGAACUACGCUCGCUCAAUUUCAGGUGCCAAUGAUGUGUUCAGCGUUGAUCAGAAUGAAGCAGAAGCACUUCUUUUAGAUAUAAGUGCAAAUUCUCGUACUGGUCUCUUACCACGUUCAAGAGCACCUAGUGUCGUUAGUCAAGACUUCAAAGAUCCUACUCAGGAUUCUAAUCCCAAUGAUCAGACUCAAAAUGGUGAUAGUGAGACUAAUAAUUCUAAUGCUCCCCUGUGAUCUCUUUUUCAUUUCAAGAUAAUAUGCCUUUCAGUCAGUUUGAUAAAGUUCCAAUUUUCCUGCUCUGGAGACUGGUUAUCGUACAAUUUUUAUUCAAUCCAUUCAUCUCAGAGUCACUGCAAGUAUUAACAUAAGUGGGAUGUUGGUUCUUUUACUGAACCAACAACGGAAAUGCAUUAAUCCUUCUAGAAGAUUUGAAAUGAUUGAAUAUAGAGAUGUAAAGCUCUAUGAAAACCACCAUUAUUGUUUUGCAGUUUUUCAUACAAGUGAAUAAGUAUGUAAAAGACAAAACAGGAAUCCCAUAAUGUAAACAAGUAUGUAUAAGAAUCAGACAUGGUGGAAUUUGAUCCCCUCAGUCAUUCAGGUGUAGGCCAGUGACGUGGUGUGCAUUGUGAUAUAUUGAUUGAUUUGCCAUUUAAACCUAUGGAAAAAGAUUGAUUAUUACGGCACUCAUUCCGAACAUUAUCCUGUUAAUGGAUCCUUUACCAUAGGUUUAAAUGGCAGAUCAAUCGAUUUAUCGCAAAGCACGCCACGUCACUGAUAUAGGCUGUGCAAUUCUGAUGGAACCAGAACUUCCCUAGAAUUCAGGAAAGAAAAAAAUAGGGAAAGAAUUUCUACAAGAAAUGGACUGUGAUUAAAAACCAACUACCUACUCCAGGACAAAAAACAAAAAUAUUUCAAUUCUUUGUAAUGAAUUCUAUUAAAGGAAUGUUAUCCAAUGUGCAAUUAUAACUUCAAAUAGAUGAAGACUAUUGUAAUGGAAGAGGAUUAUAGUUUACCAUAGGGAACCACUAUUUCUGGCUCAUCUGUAAAAAACACUUAUCUGCAUGGGAAAACUAAUGGCACGUAUGUUGUUUCUAAAAAAAAGCCCAGAAUUGUACUUAGUUUUUUAUUGCAAAAUGUAGCCCAGUUGGCAUCAUCUAUUGUAAUUGAAGGGGUCAAAACCAGAAAAUAAAGAACAAAAAGCUAGAACUCAAUGACCAGGUACAUUUUCUUAAAACUUGAACUGUGUGUCACUUAAUGAAAUUAAAAUGAACGAGAGGUGGAGUGAGAUUUCAGGCCACAACUGCAGAACUAAAUUUUCACCCUGUUAACAGGAUUUUCAAAAACUCUAAAUUGACCAAGCAACGUCAAUUUUUUUUUUUUUUUUUUCUCUUCCAUAUUUUUCUCUUUCAUAGAUUCUUUUUCCUUUUAAUUUUGUUUCAUUGACCCCUACAGUUGUACAUUAUGCACAUUGUACACUAAUGUAGUGAUGUUUUGAUGAAGAAUAUAGCCCCAGGCAGAAGAUCAUUUCAGUCAUUCCAGCAUUGGCAGUAACUGCAGGAUUUAACUUAGGUAUGUUUUAAAUAAGGUAAAGAUUUUAGACAAUCAAUUUUUUCUCCCAAUUUGGAGUAAAUAUGUAUUUCUUAAUUUAAGCUUUAAUUUUCCAUGCUAGUGCUUUAAUAAGUUUAUGGACUAUGUAAUUGGAGAGGGGGGGGGGCGGCUGUUACUCCAAGAGUGUAUGAAAAGGUGCUAACCAAAACUCUUCUCUAUUAGUUCAAUUGGAAAUCAUUCUUCCAUCACAUCUAUUACUGCCAAUAUUUGUGCUUUACAGCUUCCGUGCAUUCAUGAUGAUUAUGAAUUAUCCUAUUCUUUGUCUCCCAAGUUUCUUUUCAUACCCUCAUACUUCUCUUCUCUGAAGUACCACUCGAUUUUUCAAUUUCAAAAUUGAAUUAUUAGAGAAUUUAUCUUUCGCCGCACAACGCAGUAAUCCUGCAUUUCGAUUAAUUUAAUUUGACUGUCCCAAGGAAAAAAAACUUAGGUUCAUGGAAACAAAAUUUUCAGUGAAUCAGUUUGUCGAGAUGAGUUGGAAAAUGAGAUUUUCCGAUUUUGAGCUCAUUUUUUUACCAUCAGAGCAUGUAAAAUUGAAUUGAAAUAUGACAAUUUUCUGCUUCGUUUAUCACAGAAUAGAAUUCCAUAUAGCUUUUCCUCCAAAUUUGAACUGCGAAUUUAAAACUUCCAUAACUUUGGUUAAGUUUGACAGUGUUGUGUUUUCUUGUCUCAAAAUUUUCCAUGAAUAUUUUGAGCUUAUGUAACAUAAACCGUUUUAGUUUUUGUAGAAAAAAUUCCCUUUCCUCAUGGACAGUCAAAUUUACAGGAUGGUUACAUGAUGUCACAUUUUCUGAGCACGUUUAAAAGAAAGUGCCUAUUUUCAAUGUCGAAUAAUUUAACCCUGAAUUAAAACAAAUCCUCUUCGCACACUUCUGGAUUUUCGUCCAGAUCAUCAUUUCCAUUCCCAUUCAACUAUUUGAGGUCGUGCCUAAAAGUUAUUAUUGCUGUGGUAUUGAUCUGUGUUAUGCUCAAGGCCUUAUCAUUAUUGUUUGUCUGUUUUCUUACGUUGUUAGCUUACUUUGUAACUUUUUUCCAAACUUGAUUUUUUAUAUGGCUCACCAUUAAUUUUUUAAGAGCAUAUUGUAAGCCGAAAAAGCUUUAAAAUCUAACAGUCUGCUCUGGUUUUUACAUGAAUCUUUGUUGACCUAGUAGGAGGCAACUUCAACAAAAAAUAAUGACUGAAGCAACUCACAAUUUGUUCCUUUGUAUUUUUAUUGCACUGACUUUUAGUGUUUGUAAAUAGUUACUUCUACCAGUUAAAUAUAAUUUUGUAUAAAGUAGACGGAUAUGUACACAUAUUUAUGUGCUUUCAAUUAAAUUAAUUUUAUUUUACAUCCAGA
Messenger RNA from Bemisia tabaci, 5691 nucleotides. Its product is annotated as bestrophin-4. NCBI's taxonomy places the organism in Eukaryota, Metazoa, Arthropoda, Insecta, Hemiptera, Aleyrodidae. The record is from RefSeq and is a predicted model, not a curated record. Gene Ontology annotation, molecular function: chloride channel activity.